Molecule: messenger RNA, 627 nt
Organism: Verticillium dahliae VdLs.17
Lineage: Eukaryota; Fungi; Ascomycota; Sordariomycetes; Glomerellales; Plectosphaerellaceae
Exons: 5
Coding region: 1-627 (208 amino acids)
Source: RefSeq, a predicted model, not a curated record
AUGCAGAUGGAAGGAAAAUUGAUUGCUCGCUGGGGUUUGCCCUGCCUGUCUGGGCCUGCCUUCCUCCCUGGGUACCUAGGUAGCUACGUUAGCACGAAUAGAACUCAGUGCAUCCCCCUGGACGGCUCGCUCCCUUCUACGCAUGUUGGGCCUGGUGUGAGGAAAUGGGCGACGGCCGACCAGGGCGAGGCGGGGACCGCGAGCGGUGGAGCCCCUACAGCGGUCUUCCAGGGCCUAGAACAGCACUUGCCCCUCUAUAACCCACCCCUGCGCAGCUCUCCUUGCUCCGUCACUGGCACCUCCGGUACCCACAGCCUGGGACUGCACUUGGCAGGCAGCCCGGCCAUGCCUCGUCUGGCCCAGGGCCUGCCUCCACCACCACAGUGCCAAGCCGAUACAUACAGCCGAUCACUGCCUGAACAUGUAUCUCUGCCCUUGCUCGGCCAGCCAGCGAGGGAGCCAGCGAGCCGGCGAGGGCUGGGUUCUCGGUUGGUUGUUGGAAAACGGUCACCUCCAGGGCUGCUUCCUACCGAGGUCGAGAGAUCAGUGAAGGUGCUGCCCGAUAUUGUCUUUUGGCGGCACGAGUUCGAGCCAUCAUGCUGCGUCGCCGUCACGACACCAGCCUAG